AUGGCGCACCCCUCGAGCCCGCGGCCGCUGCCGCCGGCGGUCCUGCUCCUGCUGCUGCCGCCGCUGCUGCAGGCAGGGGACCCCCUCCCUACAGAGGGCCGGUUUAUGAAUAGCUGUAUCCAAGCCAGGAAGAAAUGCCAGGCCAACCCCACGUGCAGUGCCGCCUACCACCACCAUCUGUAUUCCUGCAUCUAUAGUAUAAGUACCCCAUCACCUUCAGAGGAGCCAUCAGUCCCAGCAGAGUGCCUGGAGGCAGCACAGCAGCUCAGGAACAGCUCUCUGAUGGGCUGCUCAUGCCACCGGCGCAUGAAGAACCAAGCUACCUGCCUGGACAUCUAUUGGACUGUUCACCGUGCCCGCAGCCUUGGUGACUACGAGCUGGAUGUCUCCCCCUAUGAAGACACAGUAACCAGCAAACCCUGGAAAAUGGAUCUCAGCAAACUGAACAUGCUCAAACCAGGCUCAGACCUCUGUCUCAAGUUUGCCAUGCUGUGCACUCUGAAUGACAAGUGUGACCGGCUGCGCAAGGCCUACGGGGAGGCAUGCUCAGGGCCAGGAUGCCAGCGCCAUAUCUGCCUUGAGCAGCUGCGCGCCUUCUUCGAGAAGGCAGCGGAACACCGCGCGCAGGGCCUGCUGCUGUGCCCAUGUGCACCCAGAGACCGGGGCUGUGGGGAACGCCGGCGCAACACCAUUGCCCCCAGCUGUGCACUGCCGUCUGCUGUCCCCAACUGCCUGGAGCUGCGCCGCACCUGCCUCUCCGACCCGCUCUGCAGAUCACGGUUGGCAGAUUUUCAGACUCACUGCCAUCCCAUGGACGUCCUAAGGACCUGUGCAACAGAGCAAUCCAGAUGUCUGCGAGCAUACAUGGGGCUGAUUGGGACUGCCAUGACUCCCAACUUUGUUAGCAACAUCAACAUCAGUGUCGCCUUAAGCUGUACCUGCCGAGGCAGUGGCAACCUGCAGGAGGAGUGUGAGCGCCUGGAAGCGUCCUUCUCACGUAAUCCCUGCCUCAUGGAGGCCAUUGCAGCUAAGAUGCAUUUUCACAGCCAACUCUUCUUCCAGGACUGGACAGACUCUACCUUUUCUGUGAUGGAACGCCAGAAUAAAAAUCCUGCUCUGAGACCACAGCCCUGCGUGACCUCUCUUUUCUCCUGCAUACUUAUCUUGACUCUGCUCCUGAGAUUCUGGUAGCUGAACUUCCCCGGGGGCCCUCUUCCCCACUGCCAUACCCAACCUAACCUGCAGCCUACAAGAGGUGAUGAAACAACAGCCUCAAGAAGGAAGUGCAGUGCAUUGUGUGGCAACCCUGACCCCACUCCACCCAUCCAGUUGAUUCCUAAAAGCUAGGGGUUAUUGACCUCCAGAUCCUCAUUGGCUGGGUUCUCAAUCCUUCCACCCCUACCUCCACUUCUGACUCAGGCAGCCCUUCCUUAGGACUUGGUGACACCACCAUUUAGCUAUAUCUUCUGGUAGUGACCAGUUCUGCCAAGCUCUCUCCUGAUCCCUUCCUCCUGCCCACCAGGAUCACCUAAAGAGGAAACACCUCGCCAUCUAACAA
Trichechus manatus latirostris (Florida manatee) is the source of this 1558-nucleotide messenger RNA. RefSeq names its product GDNF family receptor alpha 3 (gene GFRA3). The record is from RefSeq and is a predicted model, not a curated record. The transcript is spliced from 8 exons. Gene Ontology annotation, molecular function: signaling receptor activity. The coding region runs from base 1 to 1191 and encodes 396 amino acids. NCBI's taxonomy places the organism in Eukaryota, Metazoa, Chordata, Mammalia, Sirenia, Trichechidae. Gene Ontology annotation, cellular component: external side of plasma membrane; signaling receptor complex. Gene Ontology annotation, biological process: nervous system development.